AUGGCAUCUAGCGUUAUUGCUGAGAUCGAUAGAUGUAAUAUUGGAGAUUCCAGCAUUUGCACCACUGCAUCAAUUACCAACGUAAGGCAUCUAUCGUCCUACAACUGGAUUGAAAGGCCCACUGCCACGAUCGCUGUCCCGGGGAGCCCACCUCUCUGGUCAGCCCCUAAGGCCCCCAAACAGCUCCAAAAGGACUCGGGCUUAUAUUACAUAAAUCAGAACCAAGCUCGUUAUCCAGAAAGCCCGCUUGAGCCGCUAUUCCGCGCUUUAUACCUCACAAAUCCUUCUUUCGAUAUCCGCUCUGUUGAUGUUGUAACCGAUCGAAACAACAUCCGCAAGCUACUCGCCUUCAUCAAUUCUGAUUUGGCCCCUGGCGAUCUUGAGCCAUUUACCAUAGGGGUAGAGGUCAUCGGGACGACCGCAUUGUUUCGCCGAGAUGAGACGUCGGUUACUAGGUUUAUUGCGCAAGAUGAGUUUCGCGGCUUUGGUCAUGAAUUUGAAAAAGAAUACACCAUCGAGCAGGUCAAUAAUAGCACUGGCCACCACAGGAUCAUCGCAUAUCGAUUUGGUGGCCUACACUUCGUUGUACGCUACGAAGCCGACGGAUACGUGGCUACCGAUAAGACCGAUUCAGUAAAAACCGAAAGUCCACAAGAGGACCCUCUACUGGCCGUCAUGAGAGGUUUAUCUUUGUCGCCAGCCACAGGCGUCUCAAACGUCAAUCCUGUCACAUCGAAAUUGGCCAUCACGGAAGAUGGUCGAGUGGUGCCUCCAGAGUCAAUCCUUGAAAUCAAAACCCGAGCAACUAGCAGACCCUUGCCCAUACAGGAAGUUGCAGCACAGCUCUGGGUAUCCCAAACUUCAAAGCUUGUGCGAGCAUAUCACUAUCGAGGGAAGUUUCAAGUAUCCCAAGUCGAGGACGUAGAAGUUCACAUCAAGAGAUGGGAAGAGCUUAACCAGAAUGACCUGAAGCGGUUAGCGUCACUAAUCAAAACAAUCUCCAACUUGGCUAGGCAAUCUGGCGGGAAAGCUACCGUUAGAUAUGAAGGCGGAAGCAAAUUGUUACUUUACCGGGCCGAUAAGGGAGACAUGUUGCCUCACUUCUUGUAUUCUAAAUGGGAAGAAAGAGGCAAUACGCAAGCGACGACGAUAGUGAGCACACAUGAAGAAGCAGAGGUGUCCGACACACUCGACCGAGGUCAAGGGAAGACCAUAGAAACGACGGGAGCCAAGUACGGCGAUGUACCUUACUCCGAAGUGAUCAGCUACGGGAUAGAUAAGGGAUUUCGACAGUUUUUUCGCCGCAUGCCCAUGCAGCUCUCCCAGUAUCAUCUUCUUUGCGACACCCUCGAUUCUCUUGCUAUCGAUGUCACUGACGGCCGCACCAUUCGUGACAUCAUGUACGACAUGAGGAGAGGUAAGGACGAGUGGGAUCCAGAGGAGAGAAGAGAAAUCAGGGGAUUCAAGAAUAUCGCACGAGAUUCGGCCUUUCGACUUUUGUACGUGUUUCUGCAGUCAAACAUUGUGGACACCAACAUGGCGUACAACGCGGCAUUAUUUGUGGUUUCACACCGUCGGAUAUUUAGAUCCAGAACUCGAAAGAUGGUGAGGGAGGCUUUGGAAGAAAAUUGUCCAGUGUCAGCAAAACAGCGAGCGGGUCUGAAUAAGUGGCCUGUCGAAGAGUCCUCCACUACGGGAUCAGAAGAAGACACGACGACAGAGUCUGAAGACAUCUUUUUCGACUCUGACAGUUCUUUCUGA
Molecule: messenger RNA, 1761 nt
Organism: Fusarium pseudograminearum CS3096
Lineage: Eukaryota; Fungi; Ascomycota; Sordariomycetes; Hypocreales; Nectriaceae
Exons: 1
Coding region: 1-1761 (586 amino acids)
Source: RefSeq, a predicted model, not a curated record